GCCCCACCUCCCUGCGGUUAGGACUUGAUGAGAAUCGCUUCCUCCGCUUCCUCCGGGUUCACCCUUAGCGCAAGCCUCUUGGGAGGGGAUCUGGGGAGGUGGACCGCGCUCCAGAGGGCUAGUCUCUCCUCCUGGGCUCUGGUCUGGAGUGGGGGACCAGGCGGACUGCGCUCUCUGGAGCCGUGACGCGGAGCACGCUGCGGGGGCCCCGUGGGGCCAGGGCUGCGGUCCUGCUCAGCGGCGGCGGCGGCGCGAGUGACGCGGGAGCGCUGGCCUCUCUCAGCGGGCCCCCUGGCUUCGAAAGCCAGAGAGAAGCUUAUUUUGAGGUAGCAGGACCAAGCCCGUCCUGCGGAGCCUGAGCCGGGCAUCAGGAUGGAGUCACUGGUGAAGAGGCGUCAUGAUCAGGCCAGCUCCAGGGAGGAAGACGGCUUUGGGGGGCAGCCCAGGAGGGUGGCCAACCUGGCCAUGGUCCCCAACCUCCGGCAGAACAGCACCAGCCUCUGCAGGAGCAGGAGGCCGCAGUGUCUCUUCAGCAGCUGUGAAAAGCAAGAAAACCUGAGUUCAUGGAUUCCUGACAACAUUAAGAAGAAAGAAUGCAUAUACUUUGUGGAAAGCUCCAAACUGUCUGACGCUGGGAAGGUGGUGUGUGAGUGCGGCUACCCACGUGAGAAGCACCUGGAGGAGGCCACGUGGCCCCACACCUUCCAGGGCCAGGAGUGGGACCCGAAAAAACAUGUCAGAGAGAUGCCAACAGACGCCUUCGGUGACAUCGUCUUCACGGGCUUGGGCCAGAAAGCGGGAAAGUACGUCCGCCUCUCCCAGGACACUCCCUCCAGCCUGAUUUACCAGCUCAUGACCCAGCAAUGGGGCCUGGAUGCGCCCAACCUGCUCAUCUCCGUGACUGGCGGGGCCAAGGACUUCAACAUGAAGCCCAGGCUAAAGAGCGUUUUCCGAAGAGGACUCCUCAAGGUGGCCCAGACCUCAGGGGCCUGGGUCAUCACCGGGGGGUCCCACACUGGCGUGAUGAAGCAGGUGGGCGAGGCGGUGCGGCAGCUGAGUGGCAGCUUCUGCGAAAAGGAAGUGGUCACCAUCGGGAUCGCCACGUGGGGCGCCCUGCACAACCGGGAGAGCCUGAUCCACCCCAUGGGCGGCUUCCCUGCCGAGUACAUCAUGGAUGAGGGAGGCCAAGGGAACCUGACCUGCCUGGACAGCAACCACUCCCACUUCAUCCUUGUGGACGACGGGACCCACGGCCGCUAUGGGGUCGAGAUUCCCCUGAGGACAAACCUGGAGAAGUUCAUAUCGCAGCAGACCAAGGAGAAGGGAGGUGUGGCUAUCAAGAUCCCAAUUGUCUGCGUGGUGCUGGAAGGGGGCCCCGGCACACUGAAUACCAUCUACAAUGCUAUCACCAACGGCACCCCCUGCGUGGUUGUGGAGGGCUCGGGCCGUGUGGCUGACGUCAUCGCGCAGGUAGCCGGCCUGCCCAUCUCUGAGAUCACGAUCUCCCUGAUUCAGCAGAAGCUGAGCUUGUUCUUCCAGGGGAUGUUUGAGACCUUCACUGAAAGUAAGAUCGUGGAGUGGACCAAAAAGAUUCAAGACAUCGUCCGGAGGCGGCAGCUGCUCACUGUGUUCCGGGAAGGGAAGGACGGCCAGCAGGACGUGGACGUGGCCAUUCUGCAGGCCUUGCUGAAAGCUUCUCGGAGCCUUGACCACUUUGGCCAUGAGAACUGGGACCAUCAGCUGAAGCUGGCGGUGGCGUGGAACCGCGUGGACAUUGCCCAGAGUGAGAUCUUCACUGAUGAGCGACAGUGGAAGCCCUCAGAGCUGUACCCCAUGAUGGUGGCUGCCCUCAUCACCAAUAAGCCGGAGUUUGUGAAGCUCUUCCUGGAGAACGGGGUGCAGUUGAAGGAGUUCAUCUCCCAGGCCACCCUGUUCUACCUGUACCAGAACCUGGAGCCCACCUGCCUGUUCCACUGCAAGCUGGACAAGGUGCUUGCUGGGGAGCCCGAGCGCCUGGACCCCAGCGUGCUCCUGCAGCAUGUGGCCCAGGUGCUCCGGGAGCUCCUCGGGGACUCCACGCAGCCGCUGUACUCUCGGCCCCGCUCCAGCAACCGGCAGCGCCUCCUCCCAGUGCCCAGCGUCAAAAUCAGUGUGCAGAGAGUGAGUCGCCAGUCCUUGUACAAGCGUUCAUCAGGCCAAGCUACCUUCACCAUAGAUCCGGUCCGGGAUCUUCUCAUUUGGGCCAUCGUGCAGAACCGCCGGGAGCUGGCAGAAAUCAUCUGGGCUCAGAGCCAGGACUGCAUCGCCGCAGCCUUGGCCUGCAGCAAGAUCCUAAAGGAGUUGUCCAAGGAGGAGGAGGACACGGACAGCUUGGAGGAGAUGCUGGCGCUCGCGGACGAGUAUGAACAGAGAGCCAUUGGGGUCUUCACUGAGUGCUACCGGAAGGAUGAGGAGAGGGCUCAGAAGCUGCUGGUCCGCGUGUCGGAGGCCUGGGGCAGGACCACCUGCCUGCAGCUGGCCCUGGAGGCCAAGGACAUGAAGUUCGUGUCUCACGGGGGCAUCCAGGCCUACCUGACCAAGGUGUGGUGGGGCCAGCUCGGCGUGGACAAUGGGCUCUGGCGCGUGGUGCUAUGCAUGUUGUUCUUCCCGCUGCUCUACACCGGCCUCGUCUCCUUCAGGAACAGGGGGCAGCAGGCGGAGGGGGGCCUGGCCCGCGUCCGCGCCUUCUUCAGCGCGCCCGUGGUCGUCUUCCACAUAAACAUCCUGUCCUACUUCGCCUUCCUCUGCCUGUUUGCCUACGUGCUCAUGGUGGACUUCCAGCCCCAGCCCUCCGGCUGCGAGAGCCUCAUCUACGUCUGGCUCUUCUCCCUGGUGUGCGAGGAGCUGCGGCAGCUCUUCUAUGACCCCGACGGGAGCGGGCUGCGGAAGGCGAUGCUCGUGUACUUCAGUGACUUCUGGAACAAGCUGGAUGUGUGCGCAAUCCUGCUGUUCAUUGCGGGGCUGACCUGCCGACUCGUGCCCUCGCUGCUGUACACCGGGCGCAUCAUCCUCUCCCUGGACUUCACCAUGUUCUGCCUGCGGCUCAUGCACAUCUUCACCAUCAGCAAGACGCUGGGGCCCAAGAUCAUCAUCGUGAAGCGGAUGAUGAAGGACGUCUUCUUCUUCCUCUUCCUGCUGGCCGUGUGGGUCGUGUCCUUCGGGGUGGCCAAGCAGGCCAUCCUCAUCCACAACGAGAGGCGGGUGGAGUGGAUCUUCCGGGGGGCCGUCUACCACUCGUAUCUCAUCAUCUUUGGGCAGCUCCCAACCUACAUCGACGGUGUGAAUUUCAGACCAGACCAGUGCAGCCCCAACGGCACGGACCCCUACAAGCCCAAGUGCCCCGAGAUCGACCAGGCGCGUCAGGAGCCCGUGUUCCCUGAGUGGCUGACUGUCCUCCUGCUCUGCCUCUACCUGCUCUUCGCCAACAUCCUGCUGCUCAACCUGCUCAUUGCCAUGUUCAACUACACCUUCCAGCAGGUGCAGGAGCGCACAGACCAGAUCUGGAAGUUCCAGCGCCACGACCUGAUCGAGGAGUACCAGAGCAGGCCCCCCGCGCCGCCCCCCUUCAUCCUCCUCAGCCACCUGCACCUCUUCAUCAAGAGGGUCGUGCUGAAGAUCCCUGCCAAGCGGCAUAAGCAGUUCAAGAACAAGCUAGAGAAGAACGAAGAGGCGGCCCUCCUGUCCUGGGAGAUCUACCUGAAGGAGAACUACCUGCAGGAACAGCAGUUCCAGCAGAAACAGAGGCCAGAGCAGAAGAUCCAGGACGUCAGUGACAAGGUGGACACCAUGGUGCGCCUGCUGGAAACAGCACGUCUGAAGCAGUCGGGCGCCGUGGAGCAGAGACUGGCCUCCCUGGAGGAGCAGGUGGCCCAGACAGCCACAGCAUUGCACUGGAUUGUGAAGGCCCUGAGGGACAGUGGCUUUGGCUCAGAAGAUGUCCCCACUCUGGCACCCCAGAAGGCCUCAGUGGGGCGGGACCCUGAGCUGGACAGCGGAUCGAAGGCAGAGGACCCAGGUGAUGCCUACCACGUGAAUGCCCGGCACCUGCUCUACCCGAGUUGCUCUGUCCUGAGAUUCCCGGUGCCCAACGAGAAGGUGCCCUGGGAAACGGAGUUCCUCGUGUACAACCCGCCCUUCUACACGGCUGACAGGAAGGACAAGGACCUGGUGGACCCCGUGGGGGAUGCCCUGGAACCUCUGUCCAGGAUCAGCUACAAUGUGGUGGACGGACCACUGGACCGGCGCAGCUUCCAUGGAGUCUACGCAGUGCGGGACGGGCUCCCUCUGAACCCCAUGGGUCGCACGGGACUGCGUGGCCGUGGGGACCUUAGCUACUUUGGCCCCAAUCACACGCUGCAGCCUGUGAUCACCCGCUGGAGGCGGAGCCUGGAUGGUGCCAUCUGCAGGAAGAACGUCAAGAAGAUGCUGGAGGUGCUGGUGGUGAAGCGUGGCCCCUCCGAGCACUGGAUGUUGCCUGGGGGCUCCCGGGAGCCAGGAGAGAUGCUGCCCCGGAAGCUAAAGCAGGUCCUGCGAAGAGAAUUCUGGUCUUCCUUUGAGAGCCUGCUGACUCAGGGCAUGGAGGUAUACAAAGGAUACAUGGAUGACCCCAGGAACACGGACAAUGCCUGGAUCGAGACGGUGGCCGUGAGCAUCCACUUCCCAGACCAGAGUGAUGUGGAGCUCAAGAGGCUGAACUCUCAUCUGCACUGUUAUGACGAGGGGAUGGCCAUUCGCUGGCAGGUGGUGGAUGAGCGCAUCUCCCUGUGUGACAACCACAAGGUCAUCCUCCAGAAAGUGGCCGCCUUGUUCGGGGCCUACUACUGACCAGAGACGCAGCCUGUGUGGCCCUGUGGGGGCCGGCGGGGCUGGUCCAUCUACGGCCCACUGGGAGUGUCUGCCCCUCAUGGCCAGCUCAUGAACUGGAGGCACUGGGGCGCUCUGGGAGGAGAGUUGAGCAGGGCACAGGUAGGCUCCGGCCAUGAGGCAGGGCCUCAGGGUCAAGGUGGACACUGGAACUCUGCCAGCCAACACUGCCUCUCCCAAGCCUGCUGGUGGCCUGUGGAUGCCCUCCUGGCCACAUCCUCUGAGCAGCACGUCCACCACCAGCGGUGCAUCUGCCCCAGGCCAGAGCUCCCUGGAGAGUCAGCGCUUCCUGUGGCCUCCUCCUCAGGCCCACGGCCCCAAGAGGGCCUCCACUGUGCCUGAACUCGGACCCUCACCUGGCCUGGGGCAGCCUGGGACUCCAGUUCACAUGUCAGGGCUGAGCCCCGUGGUGGGGCAGGAGGGCAAGCUCCCACCUCCUCCGGAGUUGCAGAGGUCUCUGCCUAUGUGCUGCUCCGGGUCCAGGCGGGGAGGAUGCAGAAACACCGGGGGUAGGACCUCUCCUGCACGUGGUGCCCCCUCCUCCCUCCUCCAGGGAGGAGUGGGUCAUGGGUGUGGACUGAGGGGCCCCCCAGGUUAGCAUCAGUAACUCACAGACCGUCUGCAGCCUUCGGAUGCUGUGCAAACCCCGCACCAAACCCGCCCUCCCCACCAGCGUCACUGGUCCCAUGUUUGUCCCUCAGAUGGAGUUGCAGACAUGAGCAGUGGUGGGGGAUUGUGUCUGAGUCACAAGACCUCUUCCAGCCAAAGUCAAGCUUCCCGGGGCCCAAGGGGAUCUCCCGUGGACACCCUACAGCCCCCAGUCCAAACUCAUGACUGCUCCUCCAAUCAACAACCUUCCCAACACACACACACACACCCCUCCCUUCCCUCUUCCUCAUUUUCCUAGGCCCCAGCUCCAGCCUCCAACCUGGGGCUCAGCCGCUCAUGCCUUCCCCUGCCCCUACCCUGCAGGUGCUCAGGCACUGUGGGGUACUUGUUUGUUUGUUUUUUAAAUCUAGAAUUACAGAUUCAGCCAAACUAGCGCUUUAGUGGCAGCACCAAAUAAAGACACUUAAAACUCAUAGAGAAAGUUA
Messenger RNA from Capra hircus (goat), 5996 nucleotides. It is a transcript of the gene TRPM2, whose product is annotated as transient receptor potential cation channel subfamily M member 2. Gene Ontology annotation, biological process: calcium ion transmembrane transport. Gene Ontology annotation, cellular component: membrane. Lineage: Eukaryota; Metazoa; Chordata; Mammalia; Artiodactyla; Bovidae. Bases 373 to 4863 code for a protein of 1496 amino acids. The transcript has 33 exons. Gene Ontology annotation, molecular function: ligand-gated calcium channel activity. The record is from RefSeq and is a predicted model, not a curated record.